Molecule: messenger RNA, 1562 nt
Organism: Aspergillus piperis CBS 112811
Lineage: Eukaryota; Fungi; Ascomycota; Eurotiomycetes; Eurotiales; Aspergillaceae
Product: HesA/MoeB/ThiF family protein
Exons: 3
Coding region: 48-1499 (483 amino acids)
Biological process (GO): tRNA wobble position uridine thiolation; protein urmylation
Cellular component (GO): cytosol; cytoplasm
Molecular function (GO): adenylyltransferase activity; URM1 activating enzyme activity; thiosulfate-cyanide sulfurtransferase activity
Source: RefSeq, a predicted model, not a curated record
CCUCAGACAGGGAUUGUAAAUUCGAGAUAACUAGACAGUCUCUGUCCAUGAACGGACUCGAACAGACGUGCGCAUCUUUGCGCACGCAGAUUGCUGCUACUGAAGCCAAACUUGCCGACCUGAAGCGUGAGCUCGAAGUCGCAGAACAGGCUGCCGCGAGCCACAAAAGCCAGAAUGCAGCGGACGCUGAAAAGGGAUCUGAGAGGAGGUGGCCCCUUCUAGACGAAGAGUAUCGACGCUAUGGAAGGCAGAUUAUCGUGCCACAGCUAGGAAUACAAGGGCAGCUGAAACUCCGGUCGGCGAAGGUGUUGAUUGUAGGGGCUGGUGGGCUGGGAUGUCCGGCAGCUUUGUAUCUUGCUGGAGCAGGUGUUGGUACGCUCGGACUUGUGGAUGGAGAUUCUGUGGAGUCGUCGAACCUUCAUCGUCAGGUCUUACAUCGGACAAGGAAUAUCGGGAAGCUGAAGGUGGAUAGUGCUAUUGAGUACUUGAAGGAGCUGAACCCUCACUCCAAAUACAUCGCUCACAGGGAACAUCUAGCGCCUGAAGCUGCCCCAGAGAUCUUCAGCAACUACGACCUGAUUCUCGAUUGCACGGAUAACCCCGCGACUCGAUAUCUCAUCUCGGAUACUGCGGUGCUCCUGGGUAAACCACUGGUGUCGGCCUCUGCUCUGCGCACAGAAGGCCAACUCAUGGUAUUGAACAAUCCUCCUCGACCUGCCGGCGACAAGACCGGAGGUCCUUGCUACCGCUGUGUAUUUCCGAAGCCGCCCCCGGCGAAUACUGUCACAAGCUGCGCGGAUGGGGGUAUCGUGGGCCCCGUGGUAGGAACAAUGGGCGUUUUGCAGGCCCUAGAAGCAAUCAAGGUAAUUACAGCAGAUGAAACAUCCAAACCCCCGCCGCCAUCAUUGCACAUCUUCUCCGCAUACUCUACACCUCUCUUCCGCACGAUCAAACUCCGCUCUCGUCGGCCAAAUUGCGCGGUGUGCUCCGCCGAGGCCAGCGUCACGGUGGAUACUGUACGCUCUGGCUCUACCGACUACAUCUUCUUCUGCGGCACCGCAGCUCCAGAAAACUUGCUGUCACCCGAGGAGCGCAUCACACCGCGCGAGUAUCGUACAAGGCAUCACGGCAAGGAGGAAAAGGAACCGACGAUCAUCGAUGUCAGGGAGAAGGUCCAGUACGACAUCUGUAGUCUGGACAAUAGCAUCAAUAUCCCGAUAUCCACGAUUCUGGCUUCUUCGGCGAGCGCUAUGAGUAACGGGGACUCGUCGGCCGAUGGUGUGCCAGCGUUACCUCCAUGGGUGCCGGCGGACGUAGCGUCAUCGCAGUCUACUGACCCAGUGUAUGUGGUGUGUCGACUGGGCAAUGAUUCCCAGGUUGCUGUUAAGAAGCUGAAAGAGCUGGGAUUGGAUCAAGGAGGGAAGAGGGUCGUGGCUGAUAUUCGGGGAGGAUUCCGUGCCUGGAAAGAGCAGGUUGAUCCUGAGUGGCCUGAGUAUUAGAGUUCAUAGACUAGAUGAUCGUACUGUAUGUAAAUAGUUGACAAUGGACACGGUAUAUGACGC